Molecule: messenger RNA, 2339 nt
Organism: Mus caroli (Ryukyu mouse)
Lineage: Eukaryota; Metazoa; Chordata; Mammalia; Rodentia; Muridae
Gene: Sohlh2
Product: spermatogenesis and oogenesis specific basic helix-loop-helix 2
Biological process (GO): spermatogenesis; regulation of DNA-templated transcription
Cellular component (GO): nucleus
Molecular function (GO): RNA polymerase II cis-regulatory region sequence-specific DNA binding; DNA-binding transcription factor activity, RNA polymerase II-specific; protein dimerization activity
Source: RefSeq, a predicted model, not a curated record
GCAGAGCAGUAGACGCCAUGGCCGACCGGAUCAGCACUGGGGAGCUAGGCCGGAGGCCGGGGCAGGGCAGAGUAAAUCUUUUGCUGGUUGGAGAUGCCACAAGAUACUUCCUGGCUGGCUCUAUGCAGAAAUUCUUUUCUAGCACAGCACAGAUCACCCUGACCAUUAGCAAUGUGAAGAAGGUAGCCGUGCUUUUGGCUGCUAACUCGUUUGACAUAAUUUUCUUGAAGGUGACUUCCACCCUAACUGCAGAGGAGCAGGAGGCUGCCAAGUUAAUUAGAUCUGGCAAGAAGAAAAACACACAUUUGCUGUUUGUUUUUGUAAUACCUGAAAGACUCAGAGGCUAUGUUUCAGAAUAUGGAGCUGACAUUAGUUUCAGUGAGCCGCUGACCUUGGAAAAAGUGAACACGGUGAUACACUACUGGAAAACGUAUUUCACAAAUACGGAUAUGGAAAACACUGAGUUGCCUCCAGAAUGCCAGCUGUACUUCCAGACGUCCCGCAGUGAACUCGGAGGGCCUUUUUCUACAGAUAUGUUUCUUUGCUCUGAACUGCUGAAGAAUGACGCUAGACUUGGAUUAAAGGCCCCGUUGUCGAGUCUAGACAAAAGCAAACAGGCUUCUUUUCUUCACUCAACCAAAGAAAAGCUGAGACGAGAACGCAUCAAGUCUUGCUGUGAGCAGCUGCGCACUCUCCUGCCAUACGUCAAGGGGAGGAAGAGCGAUGUGGCAUCAGUCAUUGAGGCCACAGUUGAUUAUGUGAAGCAGGUCCGGGAGUCUCUCUCUCCAGCCAUUAUGGCCCAGAUUACAGAAGCCAUUCAGAGAAAUAGAAGGUUUUCUAAAAGACAGAUGCCCAUCGAGCUGUUUCUUCCAUUCUCAGCCACGUCACAGAGGGAAGAUGCCAUGCUGACCAGCGCUUUCUCACCUGUGCAAGAGAUUCAGCUCCUGGCUGAUCGGGGCCUGAAUGUGUACUCCAUGACUGCUGGAGGAGGAGCUUUGGAGGGAGCAGUGAGAGGUCAGCCAGGCUCUGUUCCCGAGAGCUCUAUUGAGGAUCUUUAUAAGACUCGCGUCCCCAGCACGGACCUCUCUCUGAAUUCCUUCCACUCUGUCAAAUACACUUCUGGACCUGUCUCUCCCCAUGAGGCAGUUGCCAGGACAAAUCAGAACAUUUCCACUUAUUUACCACCUACUGCACCCAGUGUGUCCAACUUUAUUCCUCAGCACUGCAAUGCCAUGCUUUGCCCAGCAUGCCCAACCAGUCCCAACUGCCUGUGCACUCCAGGCCAUGAGCUUCCAGCCAGUUCUCGCGCUGCCUCGGCCAGCAUCUUUCGUGGAUUCCGUGCGUCAGAUUCAGAUCACAAGGCCUCUCAGCCACCUGCUCUGCCAUCUCCGCAGCCUCACGACAGUAGUUACUUUUAAGAAAAAUUAAUAUUUGAAAAUAUGUAGGUUUGGUUGCCUGAUGUUAGUUUAUUAACUUUCAUGAUGCAGAAAUGCAUUUGUGACAUUGUAAGAAUGGACUAAACUCAAUUAAUGUGCACUUCUCCCUCCCAACAGUCUGGGUGGUAUUAACAGUCCAUGUGUGGGGCUCAUAUUCUAGACCACGUGCCGGGCACAGUUGUUCAGUUGAGGAAGAAGGGACAAAGAAAGAUACUUGAAAUCUGCUGACCCCGUUGUCUGAUAAAUGUGCUAGAACCAUCCAAAGGUGCAUAGAAAGAUUGUUGAUGACAGUGAGAGCCUUGUGUUCUCAGGCAUCUUCAUCCAUGUUGGGAUUUCCCUGGCCAGAGAGCUGCAAGCAGCGGCAACCCAAGUGACCCACACACACAUUAAUUCUACCAAAAAGUAAUUGUGACAUUACUGUGAAAACCAUACUACAAAGAAGGCCCAUGUGGAUGUAAGCGUCUACGGCCAGGCAGGCCAGCACGCAUGGCUCCUGCAGCCUGGUGAUUGGCUCUGUCAUUGAUUUCUGUUGGUAUCUUUUCUAGAUUGGCAUUUGAAAGAGCCCCCUUCUUCCGUCAUUAUCCAAACUAAGAUAAGCAGGAGAUAAGGAGCGGCAGCCCUGCCCGGUUGGCGAUGUGGGUAGAUUGCUGUGCUUUCCGCUGGGUUUUACAGGCUUGUGAGUAGAAUGGCAGCCAGGAGGCAUUACUUUCCUUGCUGAACCCACACAUUUCUGUCCUUUCCUUAACAGGGCGAUUGAGCAACUGUUGGAAACAAGGGGAGAGAAGGAUGGCUGUUUUAUAUUUCACUGAAAUGUUCUUACACAAAAGUUUUAUUGUUAAAGUGUCUAGGUUUACCCUGUAAUCCAUUGUUUUGUUUAAUAAAAUGUUUUCUCUUUUAAUAAUA